UUGCUCCCGUGCAGGCUCCUCGGGCCAUAAAGUCAGAUUGCUUUCUCCUUGUCUCCAACUCGCCCUCCACUAGCCUAACGGUCUCAUCGUCACUUGCUUUUGGACCUCCGGUCUCAACUCAGCUCGAAAUGGACCCCAACUGCUCCUGCACCACUGGUGACUCCUGCAGCUGCGCCAGCUCAUGUAAAUGCAAAGAGUGCAAAUGCACUUCCUGCAAAAAGAGCUGCUGCUCCUGCUGCCCCGUGGGCUGUGCCAAGUGCACCCAGGGCUGUGUCUGCAAAGGGGCAUCGGACAAGUGCAGCUGCUGUGCCUGAGUCUGGGGAGAGCCCUGCUCCCAGAUGUAAAUGGACCAACAUGUACACUCCCGGAUUUUUUUUUAACAAACCUGAGCCAUUUACCACAUUCCAUUUUCUACGAAAUAUGUGAAUUAGAAUAAAAAUCAUUUACUUUA
This is a messenger RNA of Choloepus didactylus (southern two-toed sloth), 451 nucleotides long. RefSeq names its product metallothionein-I, hippocampal-like. Lineage: Eukaryota; Metazoa; Chordata; Mammalia; Pilosa; Megalonychidae. The record is from RefSeq and is a predicted model, not a curated record. Bases 129 to 314 code for a protein of 61 amino acids. Gene Ontology annotation, molecular function: metal ion binding. The transcript is spliced from 3 exons.